AAUAAUAACCACACUUUUAUACGUUUACAUUGCGUUUACAGGAUUACUGUUACAUCAUCAUUACACAUUACUGUAUAACAUUGAAUUGAUCUCGUUUAAAGUGAUUAUUAAUAUUACCACAAUCAACAUUUGAAUUGUGAUUAUCAACUAUAAUGGACCAAGAGGGACCCAGGGCGAUUUUUAACGAGAAAUUUCAUGAAUUCAUUAAGGGAGUUCAACUAAACGACCAGUUUAUGGACCAGCUCAAAGAACACCCAUGCAAGUAUUUACUACAAAGUAUAGAGAAUUUCGACGACGUGGCCAAAAAAUGUCGCAUAUUCAGCGAGUUCACUUUGGUCCGGGACAACACCGAACAACUGGCCGUAGCCCUCGAGCUAUCUGGCCAAAAGCAAGCGGCCGAUCAAUUGCGCCUAUUCAACCUAUCGGAACGACCAUGGCCAUAUUCCCACAAUAUCAACCUAACUGUAGUACCCGCCCGAGCCCUGCGCUCAGACACAUCCAAGCAGUGCAAAAUGGAGACCAAACCCCGCGGUGUGGCCCUAGUAUUUGUCACUAUACCCGAGCUGUACAACGAGGCCGAACGAUUCAGGUCAAUUUACGAACAGUUAGAAUUCACAGCCUACCUACAUCAAGGAUUUAGUCGAGAUGAAAUAUUUGCCGAAUUGACCGAUAUGGCCCAAUCCAAGGGCAAGUAUGCGGGCAAAUACAAGGGCGACGCGUUUAUCAUGAUGUUUAUCGGUCACGGAUUUAAUGAGAGUAUCAUCGGGUGGUCAGCGCAGCCGCAGUGGCCGCCGGCUGACGACACUGUGCUGCCAAUCCGCGACAUAAUGACCAUGUUUUCCGAGACCGGAAAGUGCCGGGCGUUACGCGAAAAGAUCAAGAUCUUUAUUUUUAACUGUUGUCGCGAAACGUUUGUCACGUAA
Medioppia subpectinata is the source of this 923-nucleotide messenger RNA. The record is from the annotation of a GenBank genome assembly. Lineage: Eukaryota; Metazoa; Arthropoda; Arachnida; Sarcoptiformes; Oppiidae.